Molecule: messenger RNA, 4001 nt
Organism: Scophthalmus maximus (turbot)
Lineage: Eukaryota; Metazoa; Chordata; Actinopteri; Pleuronectiformes; Scophthalmidae
Gene: kcnh5b
Product: potassium voltage-gated channel, subfamily H (eag-related), member 5b
Exons: 14
Coding region: 359-3451 (1030 amino acids)
Biological process (GO): regulation of membrane potential; potassium ion transmembrane transport
Cellular component (GO): membrane
Molecular function (GO): voltage-gated potassium channel activity
Source: RefSeq, a predicted model, not a curated record
CGGACAGUCAAACAAACAUUUAAAACACACACACACACACACACCUGCGUCCAGGUGAAUUAACUAACAGGUGAAAACAUGAGUUAUGAAUAUUAAUGUUGCCGCAAAGGAGCAGAGCAGGAAGUUAAACAGAAGCUGUGAUGCGUUUUCUUUUCUUUCUGCGGUAAAAACGUGCGACACGUGGAAUUCAAACGGACGCAGCUGCUGAUGCCAGAGCAGGAACGAAAAGCUUCCUGCUGCAGAUUGUUCUCGUCUACGUUUCCAUGGCGAAGUAGAGACGGCGGGAGAAGAGGCCAGCGUGGCAUGUUGACCGCGAUGUCGACGAGCAGGUCGCCCCAGAGACCGAGAGAAACGCAGAAUGACGACAAAUAAUCCACAGACCAGCUUCCUCCUGGGAAACGCCCAGAUCGUGGAGUGGCCCGUAGUGUACAGCAAUGACGGAUUCUGCAAGCUGUCGGGCUUCCACAGGGCCGAGGUCAUGCAGAAGAGCAGCACAUGCAGUUUUAUGUACGGAGAGCUGACGGACAAGAAGACCAUCGACAAAGUCCGGCAGACGUUCGACAACUACGAGUCGUACUGCGUGGAAGUCCUGCUGUACAGGAAGAACCGAAGUCCGGUGUGGUUCUACAUGCAAGUGGCUCCCAUCAGGAACGAGAACGACAAGGUGGUUCUGUUCCUCUGCACGUUCAAGGACAUCACCCUCUUCAAGCAUCCCAUCGAGGACGAGACCACGAAAGGAUGGACCAAGUUUGCGCGGCUGACGCGGGCACUCACCAACAACCGCAACACGCUGCAGCAGCUGGCGCCCAUCGGCAAACACGAAGUCAGCCACAAACAGUCCAGACUGGCAGAGGUUUUGCAGCUCAACUCCGACAUCCUCCCCCAGUACAAGCAGGAGGCCCCCAAGACGCCGCCGCACAUCAUCCUCCACUACUGCACCUUCAAGACCACGUGGGACUGGGUCAUCCUCAUCCUCACCUUCUACACGGCCAUCAUGGUGCCGUACAACGUCUCCUUCAAGACCAAGCAGAACAACAUCGUGUGGCUGGUGCUGGACAGCGUGGUGGACGUCAUCUUCCUGGUGGACAUCGUCCUCAACUUCCACACCACCUUCGUGGGGCCCGGCGGCGAGGUCAUCUCCGACCCCAAGCUCAUCCGCAUGAACUACCUGAAGACCUGGUUCGUCAUCGACCUGCUGUCCUGCCUGCCCUACGACAUCAUCAACGCCUUUGAGAACGUGGAUGAGGGCAUCAGCAGUCUGUUCAGCUCUCUGAAGGUGAUCCGCCUGCUGCGUCUGGGCCGCGUGGCCCGGAAGCUGGACCACUACCUGGAGUACGGCGCCGCCGUCCUGGUGCUGCUGGUCUGCGUGUUCGGCCUCGUCGCCCACUGGCUCGCCUGCAUCUGGUACAGCAUCGGCGACUACGAGGUCAUCGACGAGGCCACCAACACCAUCAAGACGGACAGCUGGCUCUACCAGCUGGCCAUCAACAUCGGCUCGCCGUACCGCUACAACGCCAGCGGCUCGGGCCAGUGGGAGGGCGGCCCGGGCAAGGACUCGCUGUACAUCACCUCGCUGUACUUCACCAUGACCAGCCUGACGACCAUCGGCUUCGGGAACAUCGCCCCCACCACGGACGGGGAGAAGAUCUUCUCCGUGGCCAUGAUGAUGGUGGGAUCGCUGCUCUACGCCACCAUCUUCGGCAACGUGACCACCAUCUUCCAGCAGAUGUACGCCAACACCAACCGCUACCACGAGAUGCUCAACAACGUGCGGGACUUCCUGAAGCUCUACCAGGUUCCCAAGGGCCUGAGCGAGCGGGUGAUGGACUACAUCGUCUCCACCUGGUCCAUGUCCAAGGGCAUCGACACGGAGAAGGUUCUCUCCAUCUGUCCGAAGGACAUGCGAGCCGACAUCUGUGUGCACCUCAACAGGAAGGUGUUCAACGAACACCCGGCGUUCCGGUUGGCCAGCGACGGCUGCCUGCGCUCGCUGGCCGUGGAGUUCCAGACCACGCACUGCGCCCCCGGCGACCUGAUCUUCCACGCGGGGGAGAGCGUCGACACCCUGUGCUUCGUGGUGUCCGGGUCGCUGGAGGUCAUCCAGGACGACGAGGUCAUCGCCAUCUUGGGUAAAGGCGACGUGUUCGGCGACGUCUUCUGGAAAGAGACCACCCUGGCGCACGCGUGCGCCAACGUCCGAGCGCUGACGUACUGCGACCUCCACGUCAUCAAGAGGGAGGCGCUGCUCAAGGUCCUGGAGUUUUACACGGCCUUCGCCAACUCCUUCUCCCGCAACCUCUUCCUCACCUGCAACCUGCGCAAGCGGAUCAUCUUCCGCAAGAUCAGCGAGGUGAAGAAGGAGGAGGAGGAGCGGCAGCGGGCGAAGAACGAGGUGCAGCUCACCAUCCCGCAGGACCACCCGGUCCGGAAGCUGUUCCAGAAGUUCAAGCAGCAGAAGGAGCUGCGCAGCCAGGGAGCGUCGGCCGCCCCGCAGCCCGACCUGGAGAAGAACCAGCUGCAGGUGGAGCAGCACCAGCACCAGCACCUCCACCCGCACAGCCUGCAGCUGGGCCACUCCAGCCUGCAGCACUCGCUGCCGCUCAGCCUGCAGCGGCCGCACUGCUCCAUGCAGAACGGGGCCCCGCCCAGCAGCAGCGUGCUGACCGUGUCGCAGGUCACGCCCAUGCAGAGCUCGCUGGCGUACAGCCACGCCGGCGAGCCCCCCGCCAAGCAGAACAACCGCGACAUCAUGGAGCUGCAGCCCAGUUCUGCCGGAGCGGCCGGCGAGCAGACGGUCCGGAUCAAGAUCAGCUCCAGCCCCGUGCAGGCCAAGCCGGCGCCCCGGGUCAGCGGCUGGAUGCGCCUGAAGAACAACACGGCCCCGGUGGAGGCCAGGAAGGAGGGGCUGAACAACAGCGUCAAGGCUGUUUCCGUGGAGAUGCUGUCUCAGGAGGGUAAAGGUCAGGAGGCGAGGGGGGGCGGGGGGGACGUGGAGCAGGGCGAGGUGUCCAGUAACAACCCGCUCCGCAAGACGGACUCCUGCGACAGCGGCAUCACCAAGAGUGAGCUGCGGAUCGACCGGGCGGGGGAGGCGCGGACGCCGGCCGCGGUCACCCCGCUGCUCCUCCACAGCCCCCUCCCCGGGGGGGCGGGGUCUCCUCACCCGUUCUACCCCAUCCCCGAGCAGGCGCUGCAGGCCGCGCUGCACGAGACCCGGCUGGAGCUCCGGGAGGACAUCCAGACUCUGGGGGGCCGUCUGGGCGCCCUGGAGGCUCAGGUGGCCGAGAUCCUCAAACUGCUGUCGGACAAGAGGCGGCCGUCCGCCGGGCCGACGCCGGGGCCGCCGCCGCCGCCCCCCUCCGCCACGCCUAAAACCAAAAUACAACGUCAGGACAUUUUCACCGUCUCCAGGCCCGUUUCCCCGGACUCGGAGAAGGACGAGGGGCUCUGAGGGGAGCUCACACCACUUGGUCUCGAUUCUCUGAGAUAACGAAAGAACUGUCUACUUUAACGUUUGCACACAGAACUUUUUCUCCGUCCGGGUCCCGUGAGGAGCGUUCACACCCGCGGGGGUUUUAUUAUUAUGAUUGUACAUACCCGUCUAUGCAUGUCCAGCUGGAUUCUGGCCUGCCAAAGAGAAACAACUCCACCUACGUAUUGCCUGUAUAUUAUGCAGUUGACUGCAUGCAAAGGAAAAAUUUAGCUGCACUGUAAAUAUGAAUAUUUUUCAUUGAUAAUUUACUAUGUGGACAUUCAGGGUUUGCAUACUGGUAGCACUAUUAACAUUAAAUAACAGAGAGGGUUUUUUCUGCAUGGAUUAUUUAUGAAUAGAACGAGUUUGUUUCUUUGCCUGUGAGACAUGAAACAGAAGUUUGAUCCACAGGUUUGAUACGCGAGGAGGGAAUGUCCUCUUUUAUAUAUAUAUAUAUAUAAAAAUAUAUAGGUUUGUGAUCUUUUUUGCUUCUUUAUUAUAAUAAUUUCUAUUUUUCAAUAACUUGAAA